GGGAAGAGGCAGACAGGGGACAUGUGGGGGGAAUAGACAGAGGGAAGGGGCAGACAGGGGACAUGUGGGGAAAACAGAGGGGGAGGGGCAGACAAGGCUCCAGACAGGAGACAAGUGGGUUCAGUCAGGGCGAGGAGAAGCGGAUGGGGAUCAGACAGAUGUCAUGAGUGGAGGGAAGUCAGGCAGAGGACAAGGAAAGGAAGAGGGGAAAAGAGACAGGAAUAGACAGGUUCAAAUACAUGAAGGGUUGUUACAAGGAGGAUGGAGAAAAAUGGUUCUUCUUGGCCUCAGAGGAUAGGACAAGAAGCAAUGGGCUUAAAUUUCAGCAAGGGAGGUUUAGGUUGGACAUUAGGAAAAACUUCCUACCUGUCAGGGUGGUGAAGCACUGGAAUAAAUUGCCCAGGGAGGUUGUGGAAUCUCCAUCAUUGAGGAUUUUUAAGAGCAGGUUGGACACACACCUGUCAGGGAUGGUCUAGACAAUACUUAGUUCUGCCUUGAGUGCAGAGGACCUCUCGAGGUCCCUUCCAGUCCUAUGAUUCUAUGAGGUUACAAGAAAGGGAGGAGGCCAGACAGAGGGCAAAGAGGGAGCAAAGUGGGCAAUCAGGGCUUGUAAGGGAGGAGGAGAAGGGAACAGAGAGCAGUGAAGGGCCAGACAGGAACAGGAUGAGGGAGAAGCAGGUGUCAAAAUAGGCAAACAGUCAAAAUAGGGCUGUUUUUUACAGGGGGGUUGGGGAAUCAGAUGUGGGACAAGGAGGGGAACAUGUGCAUCAGAGAGAGGGGAGGGAGAUAGGGGAGAGGGGUCAGAGGCAAGGGUGAUGGGGCUACUCAGAGAGUAGGACGGAAAGCUAAACUAAUCCUGAACCCAGAGAAUGUGUGUGUGGGUGCUGGGGGGAGGUAGAAAUUGGGGGCUGGAUCGACAGGACCAAUGCAGGUUGAGUUUUCCUCCCUCUCCUCCACUAUGUUUCAUUGGGGCUGGAAGCUGUGGUGAUGAGAGCCAAUGUCUGGUGGUGUAACUGACCUGCAAGCUCUGCAGAGCCACCUCCAGGCCAUGGAGCAAGGGACAGGAGAUGGCAAGCAGCCAGACGAUCACCCACUGUACAAACUAUCUGAGCCUGGGCUGGACGGUGCUGCUCUCUGCAGCCCUGACUUCCAGCAGCCCCAGGAGCUGGAGCUCCAGGAGUCCCGAGGACAUGCCCCCCCAGAAUGUACCAGCGCCCAAUCCCAUGGAGCCCUGAGCAGCCUUGGGAGGCCCAGCCACUCUCUGCUGUGCGUGGAAGAGGAGGUCAAGAACCGGAAAAGACCCAGGCUCUCCAAUGGACCCGAGGCCAGUCCUAGCCUUGUCUCUCACUUCCGUCGUGCGCUGAGCGGGCCACAGCCCCAGGGCCCAUCCCCCUUUGGACACAUCCUUCAGAGCAAUAGCCUGGAUCUCCACAGCAGACGUCCCCAGGACGGGCUGCCACACACCAGGACUCUGGACAAUCCCAGAGCCACGCAUUCUGGGGCCUCGGUGCUCUACAGGCCCAGCCCAGAGCCACUGGAGUCUCCAUCCCUGAAUUACGGACUCGAGGAUUGCUGCCCAUGGAGCGGCCGAGCUCCCUCAGGAGGCAGCAGCAUUAGCAGCCAAGCGAGCAAGGUGACGGGUCUAUACGCCGAGCUGGUCAAGGAGCUGGAGCUGCAGAUGGCCGAGCUGCGGAAUCUCCUCGCCUCUCGGGAAGAGGCCGCCAUGUGGCAGGAGAGGAGGAUCAAGGAGCUGGAGCUGGAGAACCAGCAGCUGAAGAGCCAGCUGCGGAACCUAGAGGAGCAGAACGACCUCCUCUCCAGCAGGAACGGGGCAGGGGCAGCGGCAGCCAGGACAGUGCUGCGGUCCGGAAACAGCUGUGUUGACAUCAACGAGAGCAACAUCCAGUUCCUGAAGGGCCUGGUGGGGCUGCUGGAGAGCAACACGGCGUUGCAGGCCAAUGGCCUCCAGCCAUUCUCCUCUCCCAAUAUGGGGGAGCAGAGGUGCACCCCAGCUGAGGUCCCCAAAAGCCCCCCGGUCUGGAGGAUGCGAGCUGGGGUCCCAAGCAGCUUCCCACCCUGGAUCAGCACAGAGGACAGCUCGGGGAGCCCCGUCACGCUCAGUGAUGCCACCUGCUUAUGGGAGGAGAACGUACAAGAUAUGCUGCCCGAUGGCACCCCAGUGUGGGCAUCACCUGUGGAGGAGAAUGGGAGGCCCAAGCUGGAGCUGAUCCCCAACUCGGGGGUCUACAUCACCCACAACCAGCUGGACGACCUCUCGCAGGUUUCCACCGACAAGCCCAAGCUGAUGACCAGGCGCCUGCUGGAUUACUUCUUCUCCCGGGAGACGCUCGCCAGAUCUUCGGCCACCGGCCAGCGCAUUGCCCACAACAACACGACCAUGGAGAAACCCAUCCGCCUGCCGGUCGCUGUGGUAAAUGCUAUCAAAGAGUACGUCACCAAAGUGUGCGGCAAGAGCUGCAACUUCAACGCCGUGAUCAACAGCAAGUGUGGCACCUCCCGGAGGGCGGUCAAAAAAAUGAUCAUCAAAAUGGAGUAGACGGCAACGUCCAUCGAGACAACGGCGAACCAGCUGCCAGCUCCCAAGACGCUCCUCAGAGGAUCCAUCGCCCCCUACUCCGACGUACGCUGGCGGGAGAUCGACACAGCGGUGCUGGUGGCCCAGGUCCCCUCCCACACAGCUGCAUUGGGGGUGAGCAUGGUGGAGGUAACGCACCCCUCCCAGCAGACGUUACGGGGGCAGCCGUGGUGCAGUUUAGUACAUGCACCACAAGGCCUGAAGCGCCUGCUGUGUGGCCGUCCUGGGGCAUUCAGUCCUAGCAUACAGACCUCGGUGCGUGCAUUCCUGGGGAGGGGAGACUUAACGCCUUCUAAGGAAGCAUCUGGGAUCUGCCGCGCCUGGGGGAGAAGAGAGCUGGCGGGUACGUUCUGGCGCAAGAGUUCUGACGUUCCGUUCUAACGAGUCCCUGAGGAGGGAGGGUUGAUCCCAACUGGGACGCUGCACUCACCCAUGGGAAAUCUCGGUCCUCUUUCAAAACUUGUCAGCUCCAGUCAGGAAUCCCGGCUCCGUGACGCUGAACAUUAACACUGCGGCCCUCUCCUCCGCCUGUGGGCAAACUCUUCUCCCCUCACAUCGGACUGGAAGAGGGACAAUGCUGGCAGUGGAACGGGGCCCAGGCUGCAGUCACGGCACUGGACUCUGGCCAGAGCAGGGGAACUUCUGCUUUGAAACAGUUCUUACCAGACUGUUUAACCGACCGGGCCUGUAGAUGAACUCAGAGCCUUAGUCUUUGGAGUGGGGGGGGGGAUUUCAUCUCCCUCCCACAGGGCAAGGUCUGCUCUCCUGCAGAGGCUCACGGUGCGGCUCAAAAAGCAAUUUCUCUGCUCAUUGUAGGUGUAAUAAUUUAACUGUGGGCGAGGCAUUAUUCCCCCCCCCCCCCCGUAAAGAAAGUUCCCAUAAAUAUUUGUUCUUGUAAAUAAAAUAAUCUUUCCUCUCCCCUCAACUUCCCUAAUAAAGGUUGGAAUGUA
Caretta caretta (loggerhead turtle) is the source of this 3546-nucleotide messenger RNA. RefSeq lists its product as uncharacterized. Gene Ontology annotation, molecular function: DNA binding. Lineage: Eukaryota; Metazoa; Chordata; Testudines; Cheloniidae. The record is from RefSeq and is a predicted model, not a curated record.